AAAUGAUGGAUACGUAAUUCUUGAAAACCCUUAAAACGUACAAGUAACUCCCGAUUGAAUUUUUUGAAGAUGUACAAUAGGAUCCAUUUUUCUCUCCCCUUGAUAGGAAUACGUAAUUAUAUACAUCUACACAGGAAGUUACACUUUACGUGACAUCCUAUUAGCGUUUGUCGUUCGUAGUUCCUUAGCGGCACAACAUCCUUUCUGCAUGUCGCCGCACAAUGUCAAUUAUCAUGUGUAUGGUCCAUGACGAGCGGUAGCAGGUGAGUAUAUAUAAACAGCAGUAGCAAGUUUUGCAACUUGAGAUCAAGACUGAAGAUCGACAACUUUCAGACAAACUGAGGGAACUAAAGAAACAGGUGAGGCAAAUUUCUCGUGAUUGUUUCGUAUUGUUAAGUUGGCUUAGGAGAGAGGUUUCUAAAACCAUUCGGCCUUUUUGUAAAUGACCAACUGCAAAAAGGAACGACUUUAUUACGAUCUGGGUAAAAGAGGGGUAUUGAAACUUGCCAGUUUGGAACAAAAAAAUGCGGUUGUACUCAAUCCGGACCAACUGAAGACACUUAGGCCUUUGAAACUUCAUGAUAGCUCUUGGCAAUUAAUUAGGUUCCUUCAACUGAUUGUUUUUUAGGAGUAAUUUACUUAGUUUUAAUAGGAAGCAACCGGAGAAAUCGUUUCUUUAGACAUGAAAUUUUAUCCUUCUGUAUCACCAGCCACCUUCAGAAAUAUUUUAUAUGUAUCCUAAUGGCUCUAAAAUCCUGGUGGCAAAGAUUUAUACUGAACUGCGGCAAAUCAACACCGCCUAAUUAAUUACGUUCUACUUUUUGACUCACAGAUUCGAAGAUGAAUAAAUUUGGCAAGGAAGCACUUGAUGUCCACAACAAAUACCGAGUCCUUCAUCAAGUACCUGAGUUAAAGUGGUCAAGAAAGCUAGAGAAAGACGCAGAAACGUGGGCCAAUCAGCUGGCUAAAGAAGGCCGUCUGAAACACGACGAUACAGAUGACGGAGAAAAUGUGUAUGCUGUAAUGGGAAAAGAUGACGUUACUGGAGCAGAAGUCGUUGAUCGAUGGUAUUCAGAAGUUGAAAAGUAGGUAGAAGAAUUAAACAUAAAUAUUAUUAUUUGACUUGAACACUCGGUGCGUUACAAUCGCGAUACUCCUGACACUGGACUGGCCUGCAGAUGAGACAAAUCAGUGCUUAUUUAUAUAGUUCAUUUCUCGAUAAUUUCAUGUAGUGAUAAAUAGAAAUAUCCCAGUCCGAAGUUAAAAAUACUUUUUUUUCAAAUUAAGCCGGAGUUGCAUCACAGGACAUUGUCACUUAGUUAAACGUUUUUCUCUUUUUGCUAAACACCACUUGCCUUAGUCCAUGUAAAAGCCAUUGGGGGAAUAAUGGGAUCUUACAUAGAGGCAUGCUAAUUCUCAAGUUCGUUCUAUUCUGGCAUCCCUUAUUUAAACCUGAAUGAACAUGACUUACGGUCUUCUUGGAUAAGGGUAAAGCCGGGCUCAUAUAUGUUCAUGUUUUUUCUCACAGAUACGACUUCAACAACCCUGGGUUUAAAAGCGGCAUAGGUCAUUUUACCCAGGUCGUGUGGAAGGAAACCAAGGAAUUAGGAAUUGCCAAGGCCAAAAGCGAUGAUGGAAAGAUCUUCGUUGUUGCUCGAUAUCAUCCGGCGGGAAAUUACAUGAAUCAGUUUCAGGACAAUGUUAAACCCAAGGUAGAUGUUUGCCAUUUAAAGGUUCUAUAAUAAGCCUAUAAUAAUUCUAUAAUAAGACUUUGUGUUCGGGAAGACCUUCAUCACUAUUUAGCUUUGUAUGUCUCACUUAUAAUUGCUGAGAAGGGAGGUGCAUUAACACUUUCAUGAUUAACCUGCUGGAAUAGUUUUAAAAAUGCCAACGGAAGAGGAAAAAUAGAAGAUUAGACAGGGCUGAAGGAGAUCUAAUAUAAACACCAAAUACCAUUGAUAAAUGAGCGAAUAACUUGUAGAAAUACGUGACUUUCUGAGCUUUUAACAAACUCUCUGUUUGCUCUCGCUCAAGGCAACUGAACAGAACGGCGACGUCGCCAACCCGGCAGAGACAAAGAAAAUCACCAUUGACUCAGAGAAAAGAGGUAGGCCAUAUAAAGAGCCCAUCUUUAUAAUAUAUCUAUAUUUGAUAUCUAUAUUUCUAUUAAUAGGUCUUAUGAUAAUUUCAGUAUGAUAGAGAAAAUGAUCGUCAGCAUCAGAAGCAUAGUUAUAAUGUUUCUGUCAGCAUCAAUCAACAAAAGACUUUCAAAAUGGUACUUGAGCGAUCCGCUAAACUAAGAAUUAUAUCCUACUGUUUUCGUUCACCUAUUAUUUCAUAUGUGUUGUUCCUUGGUUUUAGUAUUUGUUUUGUAGUGUGAUGGCUGUUUUCAAAUAAAUGCGCUGAUUUUUUUGCUUAAUGCCAGUUCUAUAGUUUAUCCAACAAAAAAGAAAUUACCACAUGUAGUACGGACUAAGUUGGAGACGAGCAAAAACGGUUUUAAUUGAGUUUAAGGUAGACCCUGGCCUUUAACCCGAGCUUACACUUAGUCUUUUCCAACUAACCAACAUAUUUAACCAUUCUUUUAGACUGUAAAGCCACAUCCUCCCCUAAAGAAGAAUUUCCAAAGCAAUCUCUGGACGCGCACAAUAAGUUUCGUUCAAUGCAUGGCGUGCCACCCUUGAGUUGGGCUGAUGACCUGGCCAAGGAUGCACAAGCGUGGGCUGAAAAGCUGGCAAAUGCUCGAACAUUACAGCAUGCCAGUAAGAGUGAAAGAAAUGAUGCUGGGGAGAACAUAGCUAUGUUCACAGGUAGCUUUGAUACAGCCGGAGAAAAAGCAACUGACAUGUGGUACGUAAUAUACAGACUGUUUCAUUGAGAACUAGGACAGGAAACAAUAACUAAGAAUAACUCCAGAUUCAGGGGUAGAUUCAGUUUACUGUGAACAAAAUAACCCUCUGUAAAGCGUACAACCAUUAGAUCGACAACUUAUGAAUGCCGUAUCCCUGUGGAGCUUUCAAAAUGUGUAUACUAUAAAAUUGAUUUGUUGUAAUCAUAAUUCGUAUUAGUUUCCAGAUCAUUCAAUUUACAUUUACAACCAGUUCACUAGGCGUUGCCAAAUAAAUCCCUGAACGAAGUUUUACAAAUCAUGUAAUGCAAGACCGAUAGGACCUUCUCAUUAGUUUUUAACAUUGUCAGCAAUCGAUACUUUGGCUUCACUGCACAGACGGGGAUGGUAAUAGCGAGUAUUUAGCAAUUAAUGAAUGAGGCUGAGUAGGAUAUGUAGAAAUAAGCAGAUCGAGGAGGGUGUUAUCUAAAGAGGCCGAAGGCCGAGGUGCAUAACACCCUCCGAGAUCUGCUUAAUUCUUCAUAUCCUACGAAAGCUUUAUUAUUCAUUCAAAAUAUUUCCUAGUUAAAAACAUAGCUAAAACAUGCUUACCUGCAUCGAUGUUAAGUUUACCUUCGAUAGUGUGCGUUUAGGUUUGUCCAGCUCCGCAAGUAUUCUCCAAAUAGCAGAUGUCGCCCUCCGAGUUGUCUCCUUGCUGUUUUUGUUAUGUUUCAGCCAUUAUUUCGCCUAGUUCCAGCUGUAGUUCUUACUCUUGAAACGAGUGAAGUGUCUGCCAUUUUAGUUUUCACAACGAAAACAACUCAAUCUCGUCCCCAGGUGUUCUCGGUUAACGGUGUAUUAACCUGUAGAAGGCUGCAUUUUUGACGUCAUUUCCUCGUUAAACACAACAUUCUUCCAAAUUUGGUCAUCAGUAACUGGCUAUGGUGAAUUAUGCGUGUGCUUUCAGCCAAUCAGAAUUGGGGAAAUAUUUUGAAUGAAUAGUAAUUGUAGUUAAAGCUGUCUGUAUGUAUUAAGUACUUAAAUGAAAACUAUGUUAUAUUACUUGAAUGAAAAGAGUACGUCUAAUUAUUUCAGUUUGCUUUAUGUUUGACUUGUCAUUAUUGCCUCUUUAUUGCAGGUAUGGCGAAUACAAAGACUAUGAUUUCAGUCGUGGUGGAUGGCAGAAAGGAACUGGACAUUUUACCCAGGUCGUAUGGAAAAGUACCAAAGAGUUGGGAAUUGGCAGAGCGAAAACCGCGGAUGGAAAAUUGACGUUUGUGGUUGGCAGAUAUCGACCUGCAGGCAACAUACUCAACUACAUGGCAGAUAACGUUUUCGACUUGAGCCACAAAGCAUAA
This is a messenger RNA of Porites evermanni, 4185 nucleotides long. NCBI's taxonomy places the organism in Eukaryota, Metazoa, Cnidaria, Anthozoa, Scleractinia, Poritidae. The record is from the annotation of a GenBank genome assembly.